UCCUUCUCCGUGUCUCCCUGUUUGAUUGAUUUGGCGCUUGGUUCUGCCCUCAAUUCCUGUGGCCUAGUGCGCGUCCUGACUCGGUGCUGGAUUGUGGCGGUGGGGCCGGGACCAGAGCGGCUUAGACUUUUCAAAAAAAACCCAAAAAUGCUUCUGCAAUAUGAUGUAGACAGUCUGUGUCUGAAGAAACAGAACAGCAGAAAUUUGGUUUCCCUUGCAGCUUCAGAUGGCUUUGAGUGAGCAGUGCUGUGUUCAUCUAUGUCAGACCCUGCAACUGUCAUGCAAUGAUGACUAACAGAAUGGAAAGUGGCUGUUCCAAGUCCAGAAUGUCUUUGAAGAAAGAGGUGCUGAGCAGCCAACACCAAUUUUCAAUGAAGACUCUGUUACAGAGCACGCGGCAACUGUGUAAUGUUACGCUAGGCCAGCAAUGGAAGGAAAAUGACAACCUUACUGAGGUCACUUUCUUGGGGUUUUCCAGUUCAACUGAAGAUGAAGAUUUGGUUGAUAAACAGGCCCUUGCUGCUAUUCAUCUGGAGCUAUCUGGUUUGCUGAAUUCAUUCCAGCUCCAGAAGCUAAAGAGUACUGAAAUCGCUCUCUUGAAAGGUUUGAAGAAACACUCCAGGACACAAGAGAACACUGUUAACCAGCAUUCCCUGUCUGAAAUAGUCUGUGUAAUGAGGCACCCACCAGCAUCUCUGAAGUUCACUGACAGCUCGAUAUUCUCUGCACUCAGCAAAUACACCAGAGCAAUUCAGUUUUCUCUAGAUGGCAGCUCAGCACUGAGCCAUCCCACAGAAGAAGAUGACACCAAUCAGUCUGUCUCAUCCAUUGAGGAUGAUUUUGUGACUGCUUUUGAGCACUUGGAAGAGGAGGAAGCUGGAACUACACGUGGGACAGCAGGCUUUGAUCCCAAACACCAGGAUGCAGCUCUACAAACCUUCGCAGUAGAAUUUGCUGAGACAACAAUUCCUAGUGACUGUUUGCAAAUUCAGGUCUUUGACCAGUCAUCACCACUGCUACUUCAGAAUUCACUGCGCCCAAGGCAAUGGUCAUCUGCUAAAAGCUCAGUUAUAACCUUAAGCUCAGAUCCUGGGAAGCAAAGAAGUUAUUACAGACCGUGCAAUGCUCCUGUCCUAGCAUCAAGUAAUGGGCAUACAUCUGCGCCUUCGGUUUCUCCCUCAGAAUCCGAUGACUCAGGAGGCUCAAGUCCAAGUCCUGUCAUCUUCUUGGAUGAGGAGGGCUACCAGAAAAGUCUGAAAGCCAACCUGGAAAUACCCCAGAUCCCGAUACUUAAAGAUGACAUUGAGGACUCGGACUCUGAACUGAGUGAAUUCUUUGAUAGUUUUGACCGGUUUGACGAGUUGGAUGAAAUGUUAGGGUGCACGGCUGCUAACUUGCAGCAUGGCUCCAGCCCUCAAAAUCUACUGAGGAAUAACUGUGCGGCAAAGCUGCCUUCAGGCUUCACUCUGCAGCAGUGCACAACUGCCGCUGCUGCUGCUAUGAAUCCACAGAGGUUUGACCAGCCAGUCCUCCCUGCCAAUGUGAAGAAGCCGACCGCUCGCAAGGCAGAAUCGCCCUACAACAGCCUGUCUGAUGUCCCGGAUUCUCCUCGCCCAAUGAACACCUCGGGAGAAGAUAGCAGUCCACUCUUCAGCCCAGUCCAUUCUUCAGCAUUCAUCCCCCUAGCUGCUUGUGGGAAUUCGGAGGGUUUUGGCAGAACAGGGGCCUCCGACACUAACGUUUAUAAUGCAGUGAACCUUGGAGGGCUUUCCAGCACCUCCUCAAAUGAUGUCAGUGAUAAUUCACACUGCUUCAAGGGUUCUGUUUUCAAAUACCCGCAGAAUACUGGCAAUGAGCAGAGAGGAACAACUGGAUGCACUCAGGAUGUACACUGGUCAAGUGGAGUUUCACAUCUGGAGGAGCCGGCCUCCGCUGAAAACUCCAACUUGAAAGAACCUGCAGACUGUACUCUUCAACAGCAGAAAUGUUCGAACCUGCUGAAAGAUGGCAUUCAACGUAUCGCCUCGGAACUUGUUGAGAAAAGUCUUGGUGGUGCCUUUAAGGAUUUACGGAAGGGUGUUACUUCAUGCACAAGUACCCUGUGUCACCUUGCUGCGAGACUGACAUCCUCUGUGAUUCAAAUGGCUCUACAAGAGAUUGGGGCAAGGCAAGCCUUCGCACGGAGGCGGAUUGCCAUCAACAGUCUAGCAGAUUAUUUGGUUGGUGGCGCAAUUUCUGGAGCACUCCAAGAGCUAGAGUUUGUUAAGAAACAGAUCUUCAACAAUGCCAUUGCCCGGUUUGCCACUGACCUGGCUGAGGAGCUCGUUUUCGAGGGAAUCAUGGAGGUUUGUCAGUUCUCCCAUCCGCUGACACCUACGCCCGUCACAAGCUGGUCACUGGAUGACAAAGCAAAGGUUGUCAGCUGCUACGCGAGAGACUUGUCUGAGUCAGUCCUACAGGAAGCCUUUAUUGAACUGUCUCAAGUAGAUGUGACCUUUAUGACACAAGCAGCCAUUAGUAUUUCUCUAGACAAUGUAAAAGAUGUUGGAGGUGAAGAUAUAACCCAGGCACUAAAGAUUGUUAAUGGCACUGUUGAUGUUGAAGGGGAAACACUGCAUAGAGAUCCUGAAGCCUGCUGUACAAACCCUGUUGCAGACAAAGACCUUGAUGUCUUGCACUCACCAGAGGCAAACUUCAAGAUAACAAAAGCUUUACUCUGUGUUUCUGGCAUUCUGAGUUGCGUAUCUGUUCCCUGUGUUGUCAAGGCGCUUUCUUGUGAUUUUUCAGAUUCCUUUCCGAACUCUUUCUGUCAUCGUAUCUCACCCAAAGUGAAACCAGAACAAUCUCCAAAAACUAGCCUUGCUAGAUCAGACGCAAGAAGCAGAAAAGUGGAUAAAAUGUCACCUCUAAGCUGUUUACACACACCAGUAGAGUGUGCAAAUUGUGCCACCUGCAGUGGGUAUGUUUUCUGUGACACCAUGUAUUUAUCUGUGGAGGCUUCAGACCAUGAAACCUCAAUGAAAAGUGAAGGCUUGGGCACUAACGAGGCUUCUGCUACGAUAGAGAAGAAUUGUCAAACAACAGUGGCAACGCUUGAUUUUGUGGUCAAUAAUACUUUCGAUUUAGUGACUGCGCCCAAAGUUGAGUCCGAGACAGAGGGGUAUGCUUCUCAAUUAAGUAAAAUAGUACUCUUUGAACCUGUCACUGAAAGUCCACCAGUUUCCCAGAAGCACUUUGCUGCACAGUUGGCUGAAGCAAUUGUUAGGAAUUCAGUCGAUGAGGUGAAAACAAAAGCCAUAAUGCCUUGUAAGAAUGGUGUUUUGCAGGCUGGCACUGUUGAAAUUAGUCAAACCCCUACUGCAAGGUUCCAGGAGGUUCCAGAGGGGCAGAUGCUGGAUCAGUUUUCAGUCCUGAAAAUAAUUUCAGACAGACAGCAUCGAGAUGUGUGCUCUAAAUCACCAGAUCUGUUGCGAACGCCUCCCGUGUCACCAACUGAAUGUAUCCCUGGCAAACGUUUGACCAUCCCUCAGCAUUUUGCCCAGGAGCUGAAAGGCCACCUAGCAGAAGAGUUUCCUCCAUGCACUCCACCUCCUAGUCCGACUGUGGGUCUCAAGAAUUCAGGUGUUGACUGUAUAGAGGGUGUCCGUGGUCCUGAGCUCGCAGAUAGCUUAAAGUCAUUGACCAAACAUCUGCAGGGUCAAGCCUUGAUGCCAACUUUCCAGACUCUCUCAGCAGAUUUAAAUGAGCCAAACCAAGAGCUGAGUGUAGGGUUACUCGGAAAAUCGAGUGCAGGGCUUAAUAAAGACGACCUAUUUUCAGAGGAACAUCUUGACCAUGUUGAAGGAAGUAAGGCCCCUGAAACACCACCCCCAACACCGCAGCAAUCGUUCCAUGGAAAGAGUCUGAGGAGUUUCAGUAGGAAACUUAAAGGAGAGUUGGCUAAAGAGUUCAUGCCAGUGACCCCACCUUCCACCCCCCAUAACCAUUCUGCCCAGGGUUUGGCAGUGGUGACCCAGGAUACUGAGCAAAAGGCUGAGUUUGUGCUGAAGCUAAUGAGGUCACUGUCUGAAGAAGUUCUGGAUAAUGACGACGAAGAAAACUUUGACUUUGCCGAGAGGCACGGUGAGUCAAGGGAGCAGCCCAGUCUGAGUCUGAGGCGGGAAACAAAGAUUUUGGAGAAAGAGGAACUGAAGUUGGAUAUUAAGAGACAUGCCCUGCAUUAUGCCAAUCAGCUGGCAUCCAGCAUAGUGUCCAUGGCAUCUGAAAUUGCAGCAAUCUGUGUCGAAGAUGCUAAUAAGUGCGAUGCCAGUAAAAUGAGAAAUUUCAAGGUGCCCCCUAGCAACCUGUGGAGGUCAGCAGCCCAAAGUGAACUACACACUUGGGCCUCUGCUGCUGAAAUGAAAUUUCCAGAAGAAGUUGUGGGGUCUUUGUGGAACUACGCCGGCAAAGUUGCUGGAGAGGUCAUUCGGGAUGCUAAAAAAAUUCUCAGUUCAAAGAAGCACAAGGUGAGAAAAUUCAAGAAGGAUGUUGGCCAAGCAGAAAGCAGUGAAUCCAGCUAUGGAGAGCAAGAGCAGGUUGGAGUUGAAGGGUUAAAUACCUUGGCUGAUCAUUGGUCCCAGGAGCUUGUGGAUUCUGUGCUUCACUCACCUCAAGGUAGUGCACCUGGGAUCAUGUCGAAGCAUUCAAGCUGCGAAAGUGUGACUGAUGAGUAUGCAGAAUACAUCAUGAGAAUGAUCAGUAGGGAAGGUGGAAAUGGUGAGGUAAUAGUAGACCAUUAUGCCAGUAAACUUGCCUUCAGGACUGUGAAAGUAGGCCUGGAACAAGCAGCCAGGAGGAUCAGGCAAAAGUAUAAGAGGAGACUGCUGUCCUCCCAACAGUCAAGAGGUGACAAUGGGGCGAAGGAACUUUUAAAGUUUUUGACAAGGGAGGAUGCCCAAGAUGGAGACCUUUGCAGAAGAGGCUACGAUCAAAGACUGAACAGAAAGGACUCCAGAGAUUUGACGAGGUUUGCAGAAUCGGUUGCCCAAUCAAUCACUUAUGAAGUCACACAGAAACUGAAGACAGCGUCUGGCAUACAUGGCUUACCUAAGUCCCUUACAGAUUCUUGCCUGUACGAAAGGUCUCAACUGGAACAGAUGGCAGAGGGGCUUAUAAAGAAGACAUGGACCUGCUCAAUCAAACCCAUUAUCCAGAGGAGCAAACGCUAUCACAGUACAGGAAGUUUAAACGAUUACGGUUAUGGCCUCAAUUGCACAAAUCGAGCUCUUGAACAUUAUAUGGGGAAAAGUGUAGAUGGUGCAGUCCAGCUGAGUAUGACUGAGGCUGGUGUUGGCACUCUUGAAAGCAGGAAGCAGAAGGAGUGCUUAGCAUAUGCUGAAAAAUUGACAGAAAUGGUUUUAAAAUGCUGCCUAACUGAUAAAGAAUCACGAAGUUGCAUCAAGAGGCUUAACUCCCAGACUACUGCAUUCUGCAGCAAAAAUGCCACCGAAACGCCAUGGCACAACAGUAAUGCACCUAGCAAGCCAGAACACACUGUCCACCGCACAGUAGGAGCUUGCCAGCUAGGUGUGCCAAGGAUUCACAUUGAGUUGGAGCAGAGGGGCCUUUUUCCAGAGGAUUUGAUGUCUGUGGCCAUCGAGAAAGCCAAGCGAGAUCUCAGUAAUACCAGCCUGGCAGCAGAUAGUGGCAUCGGACAGGAUGGGGCAAGCUUCACUGAAAACCUUGCUGCAGAAAUAAUGACUUCCGCGAUGAUCAGUGCAAGCCAGUCGAUUGUAAGUGCCAGUCUCAAGGAUGGAUUGCGGUCAAGUGAUUCCACCACCAGUCAACAGCUUAGUCUCAGCGUAGGUGACGAUAGUACUGGCAGCUGGUCCAAUCUGAGUUUUGAAGAUGAACAUCCAGAUGAAACCAGCAGCUUCCUGCACCUCAGUGACAGUAAUGGCAACAGCAGUAGCUGGAGCAGUCUGGGGUUAGAAGGAGAUAUAUAUGAGGAGAAUAUAUCCUUUCCACCAUCAGACAGUGAUAAUUGUGAAGACAGAGAGGAAGAAGUGCAAGAAGAUUCUGAAGGUAUGAGGCAAGUGAAAGAACCGUUAUCCAUUUUAAAUGUUGACCUUGAACCCUGCAGUCAUGAUCCUCAGAUAAGAGCAGUGUUGCAGUGGAUAGCAGCCUCACAGUCUCCUGUGUCUUCAGUGUAUUUCAUGGAAUCUUUUGAAGAUGAACUAUUGCAUUUUCCUGCAGUGGUGAGAAGGGCAGAAGUGAGGGGCUGGAAGGUCUGUGAUCUUCUGCGAGUGCUACUGAGAUAUUGCGACGAUGAGGAGCAACACCCAACUGGAGGUCACCACGCUCGCACUCCCCUCUUUGAAUGGCUUCUGGAGAAUACAUAAACCAUUCACCCACAAAGAGUGCUUCAAGUCUGUAGAGAGUUGUCAGCUAUGCACCACCCAAGUAUUGCUAUGUGUGCGACAUACUGAGCAGGGAACUGAGCCUGAAGGUUUGUGUUAUUUAUGACAGAAAGCAUAAAAGGUAAUAAACUCUCUCGUAUUGUAAAGAUAGGAAGGACUUUGUUGUGAAGGCACGAUUUUUGAUCCAAAUUCAAUACAAAAACAGAGUGGAAAGUUUCUUGAAGCUGCUGCUGUGCAGUAUAAUUUUGUCCAAAGUAUAAUAAGAAUCACCAAGCCCAUUUCAACAGAAUAAAAGCUGCUCUGAGGAUAUUCCCACCUGUUUGGUCCUAGCUCAAGACUCAAACAUGAAGAAUUUGUGAUCCCUCUCAUAAGAAUUGAUUGAAGACUUCAGUUCCUCGUGGAACAAUUCUGCCUUUCAAAGUUGCUCUUGCCAUUUCUGAAAAAAUCCUGUUGUUUUGGUCCCUUUACAUAUCCAUUCCACUGAUGCCAAUCUGCACUUUACUAGUACUUAGUCCCAGAGGCCUUUUGACCAGUUGAUUAGAGGAUGAGAAAUUGACCACAAUUGAACUUGCCAGCCCUUUUCUCUCUAGGUGCUACUCCUAUGGUCAUGAUUCACUCAAAGCUGAAUCUGAGGCUGCAUUGGAGCCUAAUGGUCCUGUUCACAAUGAAAUAAAGCUUCACUAGCCCUUCACUUGUGGCUAAUAGUCUAUUUCGCUUUGACCAGGCUUCACUGGAACUUCUCUUCACAAGCAGAUGAUACUGUGAAAACCCCUUAAAAGUCUGGAAAUUCCAUUUCAAGACUCCUUCACAAGUUAGAGCUUUUAACAAGGGACACGUCAGUUUGUACUGGACUAAAUUUUAAUAUUCAAGUUUGACUGCAACACUGAAAGAGAAUGAAGAAUGGGCUGUGGUAUUGGAAAAUUGCCCAUAUCUGUGUACCUUGACCACAGAAUAUGCCACCAGGUUCAUAAAAGCAGGGAGAACAGUACAUUCUUAAAAGAUGGAUUCAUAGAGAGGACUUCAUCUUGCAAGUGGUUUAUGCCUGCACUUACUAUUAGUGGUAGAACCUGUUGCUCUUUAUAAGCAAGAUUAUGACCAGGAAGAAACUUGUUUUCUAAAUUUUGCAGUACAGCUUGUGGCAAGUGGAGAUAAAACCGCAUUUUGCCAGUAUCUACCUAAGUGUAGUCAAACCUGCUUAUUCACUCAUGCUGCAGUCACUGAUUCAAACCCACUGACUGUCCUGGUGAAUCGCAGGCAGGCUGUCUUUAUGCUAGACUUACAGAAUGGUCCUUGCUUUACUAGUCAGCUACGUGCAACCAUCCUGCAGAAUCAAGAGAGAUGUGCUCGGGGAGUGUGUGCAUUUCAAAUUUGCAAUGUUCCCAUCUUCCUAAAGUGGGCUGUUGUAGUGUUUCAGAUUUGAUAUUCUGUUCCCUCAGUUCUGGUUCAUUUGUACGGUCACUUAUUUAAGGAGUGUGCAAAUAACCAUUUCCCUCUUAAAACGUUUUACUGCAGGACAUUCAAAUAAUACAGCAUUUGGAGGUGACACACUGAACACAGGAGAGAAUUUCUAAGGUCUACCUGGCAAUGUCAGAAAGUCAACUAAUUUCCUGUCCGGCCUGUGCUGUGACUGACCUGAAUUUCACAUCACCCUGCUUGCAGUUUGAUGUGAAUCCCACCCUCCCACCACCUCCCAGGGUGAUGCCUUUACAUCUGUACUAUUUGUGCCCUCAAAGAAGAUAUCAAAAAUCGCAGGGGCAACAGAUCCUAACUCUGGAGUUUUAACUAUUAGGUCUGUCAGUGGAAGAAAUGGAUCUUUGAAAGAAAGCAUAUUUAUCACUAUCAUUCUAGUUGUUACAUAGGGCCCACAUUCCCACAGGCUGAUUCCUUGGAGGAACAAGAUGAUUUUGUACAAAACACCCAGGACAUGAGUUGAGAGCUGAAUUGAAAAUCCCACUCAUGGUGGUUGCUCUAUAGACUUUAUGUCUUUCAUACUAAGACCCUUUGAUGAGAUUCAGGGAAUGUUCAGCACAACACAGGGUAGCUCAACUUGUGAUGUGUCACUUGGUUCCAAAAGCAUUCCCUUUUCCUGGAAGUUUGCAAUGCAUUCCUGUGCUUCAGUCAGUACAGCAUACAUGAACCUACAUCCUUGACCACAUUGUCACGUGUUCCCACUGAUACUUCAGAUCCACCUCGCACAGCUUUAUGUUUCCAACAAGUUUAAUAUCUGGCUUUGAUACAGUGUUGUCACAACAGUUAUAUCUACAGCUGUUUUGACAUUGCCAUGUGCUAACAUUGUGAAUUGCACCAGUUCUCAAGCUUCCAUGAACUCACGAGAGGCUAUAUGGAUGGAGCCUUUUGAGCUUUAUCACACUACUGCUAACAGAAAAAAAUUCAUUGCAGAUUGCAUUUUAUCCGAGUACAGAAGUGAAAUUCACAUGAUAUUUCCCAAAAUUCAGCAACUUCAUUAUGCACUUUGGAAUUCCACAAUUCCUGUCUUUGACUUUCCAAUCUGAUAGUCAGAAAAAACAUGGAAUAGAAGGUUAGGAAUGUGUUUUCCCCAUUAAUGGAAUUCAACUUAGCACCUUUUUAAAAACAAAGUGAUAACAGCAGGGCUGAAUAACUAGGUGGAAAAUGUAUUUCUGGUAACUUUGUCACUUUAUUUUGUGUGUUUCUUUGUCUCUGCUCCAGUUGUAUUUAGUGAUGCCAUUAAAAUUGAACUUGAUUCUGAUUAGUACUUAUUUUGUUACUGUGCAGUGUCAAUUCAAUUGUAACUCACAUGCUGGGGUAAAUAUGAAGUGUGUGAUGUCUGCUGUUUGUAAUCCCUAAUUGUCUAUAUGAAUUAUGCCAAAUAUGGAGCAAUGAAGUUCAUUUAACUUAUAGUGA
Messenger RNA from Stegostoma tigrinum, 9281 nucleotides. RefSeq names its product A kinase (PRKA) anchor protein 11 (gene akap11). Bases 285 to 6380 code for a protein of 2031 amino acids. Gene Ontology annotation, biological process: intracellular protein localization. Lineage: Eukaryota; Metazoa; Chordata; Chondrichthyes; Orectolobiformes; Stegostomatidae. Gene Ontology annotation, molecular function: protein kinase A binding. The record is from RefSeq and is a predicted model, not a curated record. Gene Ontology annotation, cellular component: cytoplasm. The transcript is spliced from 13 exons.